This is a messenger RNA of Bradysia coprophila, 1057 nucleotides long. RefSeq names its product DNA excision repair protein Ercc1 (gene Ercc1). Gene Ontology annotation, molecular function: damaged DNA binding; single-stranded DNA binding. Lineage: Eukaryota; Metazoa; Arthropoda; Insecta; Diptera; Sciaridae. Gene Ontology annotation, cellular component: nucleus; nucleotide-excision repair factor 1 complex; ERCC4-ERCC1 complex. The record is from RefSeq and is a predicted model, not a curated record. Gene Ontology annotation, biological process: mitotic recombination; UV-damage excision repair.
UAUUUAGAUGAUUGAAUAUGUCACCGAUAACCAAAACAAAAACAAAAUUAUUUCAUUUCGUUGGAUAACAUCCUAAAUAAAUGGAAGUGUAACGAUCAAAAAAUGGAUUCAUUCCCGAACGAUUCCUUCGACGAGGCAUUGCAAGAUUUCGACAUUCCAUCUGAAGCAAAAAUUGCAAAAUUGUCUCAAACAUCUAAAACGAACGAGCAAUCAACCGCCAGCACCACCGGAUCCGUGACCAGUGAAUCACCAAGCAAAAAGAAAGUAGUCAGCACAGCUAGCCAUGCCAUCUUAGUGAAUCCGAAGCAAAGAGGUAAUCCUCUCCUGAAAUCGAUUACAAAUGCGGUCUGGGAAUUUGAAGACAUCGUGCCGGAUUAUGUGGUCGGUAGAACAGCAUGCAUUUUGUUUCUUUCGCUGAAAUAUCAUAAUUUGAAUCCGGAUUACAUUCACAAUCGACUGAAGUCGCUGGGAAAAAUGUUUGAAUUGAGAGUACUUCUCGUCCAAGUCGAUACCAAGGAUCCUCACAAUGCACUUAAACAUUUGACAAGAAUAUGCUUUCUGGCUGACCUGACCCUGAUGCUAGCUUGGAACGCCGAAGAGGCAGGGAAAAUGGUUGAAACUUAUAAACUGUUCGAAAAUCGGCCACCCGAUUUGAUUAUGGAACGAACGGAACAAUAUCCACACCAAAAGCUUGUUGGCGCAUUGAGCAACAUCAAACCGGUGAAUAAGAGCGACGCAAUGACAUUAUUGCAGACAUACGGGAGUUUAGCGAAUUUAAUAAACAGCUCCGAAGAUCGCUUGUCGCAAUGUUCGGGUUUGGGACCACGAAAGGCGAAAAAGCUGUACGCAGCCUUCAACGAACCGUUUUUGAAGAAAUGAGUUAGAUGUUUAAAACGUUAAUGGAUGUGAAUGAGUUUUCGAUUUUUUUUUUUUGUUAAUUUCGUCCGGUGAUCUCAUCGAUCUCAGCGAAUAUCGGAAAAAUAUAUUUGUUAAGGCCUUGAGUAGUUUAAGUGGAAUAAUUCAUUGUGAAUGGAAUUGUUGAGUAAAUAUUUUCUGC